AUGGACUCCGAUAACGAUGUGACUUUGUCGCAGACCAAGACGGCGGGAUCCAGUGGGACAGAGGUGUACAAACAGAACGGCCAUGUCCGGGCUGAAGAAUUUGAAGAAUCUCUAGCGAAAAGGAUAAAAUUAGAUGGGCAGCCUGUUUCUGGUUUGCAGACGGCGGCGAAUGGCGGGGUUGGAAGGAGGAAAGGUGUUGCGCCGGUAAAGAAAGAGUACCUUAUUGAGGUUUCUCAGAGCACGGGCCAAGCUUCCCCAAGGGCUAUCGCGGAUGACGAUGCUGCAGAAGCGGCCAAACAUCACGAGAAAGACGGCGGCGGCGCCAAACAAAAGGGGAGACGUGAGAAGAAAGGUGGACAGAAUAUUAAACGUACGUUUGGCCGUUCUCAAGACGAGAAGCAGCUUUGCCAAACCGUUGCGUAUUAUCCCGAAUUCUCGCCCAACCCUUGCGCCUUUGGCAAAUCCUGCAAGUUCGAACAUGACAUCCGCAAAUACCUGAAGAAUUACAAGAGAGCAGACUUGGAUACCUUUGGUGGGGUUUGCCCCGUAUGGGAAGCUAAAGGAAGGUGUCCGUCUGGCUGGAAAUGCCGAUUUGUGGGAUCACACAUGGCUGAAAGGGAAACGGAGGAUGGGCGGAAGGAGUUGGUGUUGGUGGAAGAUGCCUCACGCAUGAGACACCCAACGUCAACGAACGGAAUUGAAGUCGACGGGGUUGUGAAUGUUGUUACAACGGAGGCUAAGCUUGCUUUGGCGAAAAAGAGAUACCAAACUCCUAAGGCUGAUUCCUACACAACUUGGAUCGACACUGUCUCCAGAGAAGUAGAGAGGAAUCUCCAUGGGCGCAACCAGGAUGAAGCUGCAUCUGUCCCUGGAAAUGCUGAUGGUCAGGGAACGUCUGAUUCCAAAGAUAGAAAAGAAGAUAAUAGGGCACAGUAUACAGAACCUCCAUUUCUUCCCUCUGAAAAGAGGCGGCUCUAUUUUGGCCCGGAGACACCUGUUUUGGCUCCACUGACGACGCAAGGCAAUUUGCCCUUCAGACGUCUCUGCGUUGAUCUUGGUGCCCAACUUACCUAUUCGGAAAUGGCAAUGAGCAUGAGCUUGGUUCAAGGCUCCAAGUCUGAGUGGGCGCUUAUGAAGGCGCACGAAUCCGAGACAUUGCCUCCGGCAGUCAACCCGAAGCAGACCAUCGUGAAAGACUACGACAAUUCUCGUGAUCUGAAAUUCGGCGCCCAGAUCACGGGCAACAAGCCAUGGGUGGCGCUCCGAGCAACUGAGGCCAUGACGGCGUUAUGCCCGCAACUUCGCGUCAUCGACAUGAACUGUGGGUGCCCUAUCGAUAUGGUCUUUAGAGAAGGUUCCGGAUCCGCGCUACUGGAUCAUGCCUCGAAACUGGAAAAAAUGCUACGGGGAAUGAACGCCGUGUCCGGCGAGAUCCCCAUCACUGCGAAAAUCCGAAUGGGUACCAAGGAUUCAAACCCUACAGCCACAAAGCUGAUCGAAAGGUUAAUUAUGGGUGGUGUCGAAUCUCAUGAAAUUGGUAGGGGUCCUGCCGGCGUUGCCGCAAUCACCCUGCAUGGCCGUAGUCGUCAGCAACGAUAUUCGCGCCAGGCAGACUGGGAGUAUAUUUCACAGUGUGCAGCAUUGGUCAAACGACUUAACGAACAAACCGACAUCGGAACUGAUACAAUCAAGGAACCUGAUGCGCGAGACCAGCCUUCUGCGGGUAAAGUUUUCUUCCUCGGAAACGGCGACUGCUACUCCCAUGAAGACUACUUCAACGGGAUUCAAAAAUCGGGCGUCGACACUGUCAUGGUUGCCCGCGGUGCGCUGGUGAAGCCGUGGAUAUUCGAGGAAAUCGAAAAGGGCCAGUAUCUUGACAAGUCAGCUUCUGAGAGGCUCGCCCUCGUGGAGAAGUUUGCACGGUAUGGGCUUGAGGCUUGGGGAUCUGAUGAGUAUGGUGUUGGCAAUACCCGCCGCUUCUUGCUUGAAUAUUUGAGCUUUACCCAUCGGUAUAUUCCUGUGGGCAUACUUGAGUAUCUUCCCCCGAGUAUCCAGGAUCGCCCACCCGCCUGGAAGGGUCGCAAUGAAUUGGAGACUCUUCUUGGAAGUGAUAAUUAUAAAGAUUGGAUUAAAAUUUCGGAAAUGUUCCUGGGUCCAGCUCAUAAAGAUUUCAAAUUCGAGCCGAAGCAUAAGUCGAAUAGCUACGAAAUUGUUGCUGAAGGUUGA
Histoplasma mississippiense is the source of this 2226-nucleotide messenger RNA. RefSeq lists its product as hypothetical. The transcript has 3 exons. Lineage: Eukaryota; Fungi; Ascomycota; Eurotiomycetes; Onygenales; Ajellomycetaceae. Bases 1 to 2226 code for a protein of 741 amino acids. Gene Ontology annotation, molecular function: tRNA dihydrouridine synthase activity; RNA binding; metal ion binding. The record is from RefSeq and is a predicted model, not a curated record. Gene Ontology annotation, biological process: tRNA processing.